AGCCGGAGCGGGAGCAUGCGGGGCGCGGCGCGGGCGGCCCGGGGGCGCGCCGGGCAGCUGUGGCCGCGGCCCCCCGCCCCGGGCCCUGGCCCGCCGCCGCCGCCGUUGCCGCUGCUGCUGCUGCUGGCCGCACUGCUGGGCGGCGCGGGCGCGCAGUACUCGAGCGACCUGUGCAGCUGGAAGGGGAGCGGACUGACGCACGAGGCCCACAGGAAGGAGGUGGAGCAGGUGUACCUGCGCUGCGCCGCGGGCUCCGUGGAGUGGGUGUACCCGACAGGGGCGCUCAUUGUCAACGUGCGGCCCAACACCUUCCCGCCCUCGCGCCUCCUGACGCUGUGCAUCAAGCCCCUCAAAGGCUCCUCUGGGGCCAACAUUUAUUUGGAGAAAACUGGAGAACUGAAGCUGCUGGUCCGGGAUGGGGACCGCGGGCCUGGCCGGGUGAGCUGCUUUGGCUUCGAGCACGGUGGGCUCUUCGUGGAGGCCGCGCCCCAGCAGGACAUCAGCAGGAGGACCACGGGCUUCCAGUACGAGCUGACCAGCCGGCCCGCAGGCUCGGACCUGCACACUCCGUCAGCCCCGUGCCGCCCUUGCGGGGAUGCUGAGGUACUGUUGGCUGUCUGCACCAGCGACUUCGUUGUACGAGGCUCUAUCCAGAACGUCACUCAUGCCCCAGAGCAGCAGGAGUCCACCAUCCACCUGCACGUGAGCCGGCUCUACCGGCAGAAGAGCAGGGUUUUCUGGCCGGCUCCGGAGGGUGGCGGCUGGCAGGGACGUGUGCUCACGCUGCUGGAGUGCGGCGUGCGGCCCGGACGUGGGGAUUUCCUCUUCACCGGCCACAUGCGCUUCGGGGAGGCCUGGCUUGGCUGUGCCCCGCGUUUCAGGGACUUCCAGAGGCUGUACCGGGACGCUGAGGAGAGGGGCCUGAACCCCUGCGAGAUGGGCACGGAGUGACGGGGGCACGGGGUGCUCGGAUCGGGGCUCCUGGGGCUCAGGCCGCAGGGGCACACGCCACGAGGUCCCAGCCGAGGGCUCCCUGACUGAUGGGAAAUGUUGUAAAAUGCAAACUAAGUUAUUAUAUUUUUUUUAAAAAAAGAAAAGUCCAUAGGAAACAAACUCCAGAGUCUUAAAA
This is a messenger RNA of Lontra canadensis (Northern American river otter), 1129 nucleotides long. It is a transcript of the gene METRNL, whose product is annotated as meteorin like, glial cell differentiation regulator. Gene Ontology annotation, molecular function: hormone activity. Gene Ontology annotation, biological process: positive regulation of brown fat cell differentiation; energy homeostasis. Bases 16 to 951 code for a protein of 311 amino acids. Lineage: Eukaryota; Metazoa; Chordata; Mammalia; Carnivora; Mustelidae. The record is from RefSeq and is a predicted model, not a curated record. The transcript is spliced from 4 exons.